AAAACACUGAAACAUUAUUUAAUGAAAUUAAUUGACUGUAUAUUUAAAUGAAUGUUUAGAUGGGAAUAAUGAGCGAACAAAUUGAAUCACAAGCCGACAAAAUCGGACAAAUGGAGGAACUCUUAGACAAUACAAAGUCUCAACUGAUGGCCACCGAAGAUAUGUUUCAGCAGUCGUUGUUCAACAAGUCUUCGCUAGAAAGCGCCAAAUUAGACCUCCUGUCGGAUGUGUCGAAACUGCGGAUCGAAUUGAGUGAUUGUCAACACUCGAGGAUUACCGCCGAAGACAGGGCUCGAAAACUGGACAAUGAAUUGUCUGUUAUUACGAGCACUUUAUUGGAAAGAGAGACCGAAAUAUCAGCCCUUCGACUCACAUUAGCCAAAAUGGCCAGAACUACAGGAUAUUUACUUACAGACAACGAACUGUCACUUCUUCGGGGAAAGUCUUUCGCCGCUGAAUACACGCGAAAUCGCAUCCCAUCGUCGGGUGAGUCCCGAGUGAUAGACAAACCUCCGCUUCCGAUCAGUCAACGGCUGUUAUCAUCGAGUAAUCCCUCGCAUUCGGAGCCCACCUCUCGUCGCGAGAGUACAGUCAGCGGACGACAA
Messenger RNA from Medioppia subpectinata, 605 nucleotides. NCBI's taxonomy places the organism in Eukaryota, Metazoa, Arthropoda, Arachnida, Sarcoptiformes, Oppiidae. The record is from the annotation of a GenBank genome assembly.